AUGGAUCCAAAUCAUCAACAACAGGAGGUAACAUCUGGUUCCCCUGAAGAUUCUGUUUAUUCUGGUUAUUCUUCUCCAAAUCCUAUAAGACAAGAAAAUUCUUUUUCUACAGGAACAUCUCAAUACCCUACAUAUCCAUCUUUUUCACCUUAUAUUCCUCAGGUGGUUCAAUUUACUCCAACAUCACAACAACCCCAAUUUCCAAAUACUUCUCAGUCUCAAUUUAGUGAUCAAGCUUAUACCCCUUUACAUCGUAGAAAGAGAAAAUUUCAAAACAUUACAUAUGAAAAACUCCUCUCAGAAGAGGAUUUAGCUUCAAUGACUGUUGAAGAAUUUGAAGAUUAUGUUAAUGAACUUAAAGAUCGAAGAACCAUAACUAAAACUGAAAAAGCUACAUUAAAUAAAAUUAAAAGAAAAUUAAAAAAUAAAGAAAGUGCUCGUAAAAGUAGACAGAAAAGUAAAGAAGCUUUUGUUACUCUUCAACAGCAAUUAAGUGAAUUAAAAAAACAAUAUGAUGAUGUUCUAAGAAUUAAUUGUCAAUUAAUUGAAAUUGCUGAUGGGUGUGAAAGGUGUAGGCAAAGAAUAAGACAAGUCCAACAACCACCAUUAGAACCAGGACAAACUAAUGCACAACCACCUCAUCAACAAUGUCAACCAAUGUUUCCACACGCUUAG
Molecule: messenger RNA, 675 nt
Organism: Entamoeba dispar SAW760
Lineage: Eukaryota; Evosea; Mastigamoebida; Endamoebidae
Exons: 1
Coding region: 1-675 (224 amino acids)
Biological process (GO): regulation of DNA-templated transcription
Molecular function (GO): DNA-binding transcription factor activity; DNA binding
Source: RefSeq, a predicted model, not a curated record